AUGUACUCGAACUAAAUAAAAAAAUAAAACUUUUUAGAGCUGUUUGCUUGGUUUAACCACACAGCAGGAUACAAACACCUGAAGCAAAGUGUGUGGACUAGUCUGUCAGAGAAGUUCAAUAUUUAAUUAUACGCUCCUACGCCUUAUUGCUUAGAUUUGAAGGGAAAUAUUGUUUAUUACCAAUACCAAUGCAUUAUGUGCAAAUAUAAAUUUACAGUGGUUUAAGUGGAUUUCUCAUAUAAGAGUCAGGAUGUCCAACCUGUUUCAGUCUUCCAAAAUUAAUAACACAUUUUUGAAGAUCCUUAGGUUCCCAGAUUUGGUUCACAACGUUUACAUUUUCCUGUAAAAACAGUGGCAGUUAUCUUUUCAAGGGGCGAGUUUGUUUCAACAUAUAACACAAUAAAGCUGAUGGUUGAAUUUAACGGGUGCCUUGUGUGAAGGAGGUUCAUGGAAAUAAAAGAUCUUUAACAAGGAAAAUUAAAAGCGAUAGGACAGAAGAGGGAGAAGAAAAUGGACAGGGGGUGAUAAACAUUACGAUGAUGAUGAUGAUGAUGAUGAUGAUGAUGAUGAUGAUGAUGAUGAUGAUGGAACAAAGUUGCGUCAUCUCUUUACAGUCAUCUCUCGCUUGAAAAAAAAGAUAGGGUGUAGAAGGAAGAAGAUAAAAUCAAGGCCUGUUCGGGAGUUUAAUCACUCCUCGCCUCGCCCCGAUCGCAACCCUGCUUCCGCUCCUCCCUGAUGGAAGGCACUGGGGGGCCCCCGCUCUGCUUCCCCAGCCUGAAUUCCUCCUGCAGGCGGCUGAUGAGGCCCCACGCUGAGACUGCUCUGCUCUACACCCUGCUGGCCUCCGUCUCUCUGCUCACGGUGACACUCAACCUGCUCGUCAUCAUCUCCAUCUCCCACUUCUGGCAGCUCCACACGCCCACCAACACCCUGCUCCUGUCUCUGGCCGUGUCCGACCUGGUGGUGGGGCUGCUGGCGAUGCCCGUCGAAGGCCUGCGGUACAUGGAGACGUGUUGGUUGUUAGGCAGGCUGAUGUGUGCUCUGACUCCUUAUCUGUCCUACUGUCUGCUCUCUGCUUCUUUGGGCAACAUGGUGCUCAUAUCCAUAGACCGCUAUCUGGCUAUAUGUGACCCCUUGCUCUACUCCUCUAAGAUCACUCUGAAUAGGGUUAAAAUGUCAAUCUGUUUAUGCUGGGCCUGUUCUCUUCUCUACAACGGGCUGAUUUUAAUGGAACACAUGGCGUGGCCGGACAGGUUCAGCUCCUGCCACGGGGAAUGUGUGGUGGUCAUUAGCCACAUCUCAGGCACACUAGAUCUCAUCUUCUCUUUUGUGGGGCCGUGCACCGUCAUGGUUGUUCUGUACAUGAGGGUGUUUGUGGUUGCCGUCUCUCAAGUGCGCGUCAUCCGGCUGCAGACGGUGGCCACCACUGUCACUGCUAAGAAGUCGGAGAGGAAGGCAGCCAAGACUCUGGGGAUUGUGAUAGCUGUGUUUCUAAUGUGCUUCUGCCCAUAUUACUAUCCCUCUCUUGCAGGCGUGGACACUUCCACCAGCUUGUCCUAUUACGCCGUGUUGUCCUGGAUCAUGCUGAUGAACUCGUGUGUAAACCCUCUGAUUUACUCUCUGUUCUACCCCUGGUUUAGGAAAGCCAUCAAACUCAUUGUCACCCUCAGAAUAUUACAGGCUCACUCCCGGGAAGUCAAGAUCCUGUAAACGGUCCUUAAAUGACCUGUGAAUGGAAACACUCACCUCUGGCCAGAUUGAAGACCUUCGACUGAAAACUGAAAGCAUUGCGUUUGUGUCCAGCAGCGAAAUAAGUGUCUCUAAAUCAUUUUGAUAUACAUAAUACAGCAAGUGUGUUUACUGCGUUUACCUUUGAUAUUCGAACUGCCUUCAAACUUCAUGGCAGAAUAACAGUAAUAUUACUUAUUAUGAUGGGCAUUGGAUAUAAUUAGUUAUAUUAUACAUAUCAUUAUAAUGAUGCUGUUACAUCAUAUAUGUAGUAUCAGUAAGUUCAUUGUUUUCCUUACUCCACACCAAUUACCUAUCACCACCUCCUGUAUAUUCACACACAUCUCAAAUCACACUCUGAUCACACUACAUGAAUCAUAGUAAUUGGCUAAUGUUGUUUGUAGGUCUGUCCAUGAUGUUUCUUGUUAUUGUUUUUUCUCCCUUCUGUCAUGCCAUUUCACUUAAACCAAGGUAGGCCAAAAAAUAUCGCCACGAAAACACUUAACACAAAUAAAUGUUCUCACCUGAAUCUGUGGUGUUUUACUGAUGUGAUCAUUUAAAUAUUCUGAA
Messenger RNA from Scophthalmus maximus (turbot), 2298 nucleotides. Its product is annotated as trace amine-associated receptor 13c-like. The coding region runs from base 736 to 1710 and encodes 324 amino acids. NCBI's taxonomy places the organism in Eukaryota, Metazoa, Chordata, Actinopteri, Pleuronectiformes, Scophthalmidae. Gene Ontology annotation, molecular function: trace-amine receptor activity. The transcript has a single exon. The record is from RefSeq and is a predicted model, not a curated record. Gene Ontology annotation, cellular component: membrane. Gene Ontology annotation, biological process: G protein-coupled receptor signaling pathway.